Tricharina praecox is the source of this 627-nucleotide messenger RNA. RefSeq lists its product as uncharacterized. Bases 184 to 627 code for a protein of 147 amino acids. Lineage: Eukaryota; Fungi; Ascomycota; Pezizomycetes; Pezizales; Pyronemataceae. The transcript has 4 exons. The record is from RefSeq and is a predicted model, not a curated record.
GUUUCCGUUCCCGCAGCGAGCGGGCGGGCGGGCGAGCACACACCCUGUGGAAUGGUAGAGCGGAGGCAUCAUCGGAAGGCAACAUGCGCUAUUCUGGGGUAAAGCAGCCAUCCUGUCGGUAGAUUAGUAUAGUAUGCAGCAGUACGGACGCACCACGGGACGGACUGGGUAAGGACUUGCCUGAUGGUGGCGCCGGCGGCGGUGCUGCUGGUGGUGGUCGUGGUGGUGAUGGUAUUGGUGGUGGUAUUGGUCGUCGUCGUCGUCGGUUGUGCUGGUGCUGGUGCUGGGUGCUGGUGGCAUCAAACGGCAUCAGGCAGAAACAGGAAGCAGACAUUGCUCUGCGCAACAGAUGGGUACACGGGGAUCUGUGCCCCCAUGGACUCCUGGACUCCUGGACUACUGGACUACUGGACUCCUGGAGGCGUGUUUCCCACACUACGUUGCUCACUGAUAACUACUUACCCAGCUUCGAAAGAUCUUGAUUCUUCGGAUGAUAUCAUCCGGUCGAUCAAGUGGACGAUCGAGAGGAAGAUUAAGUGGGCGAUCGUCCCUUUCGCGAACUACCGAGUAAUGAUGCUAGUGACGAUGCUAGUGCUCAUGCUCGACAAUCGGCCAAAGAGGCUGUGA